GGUAGAAUGAGAAAGAGAGUAUAACAUGUUUUUUUAGUGCUGAAAAACUGCACAUUGAGUCUCAUUUUGGUGGUCAGACUCACUGUCCUGCAAGAUCUCACCUGGACUCUAUCCAUUAGACUCUUCUUUUUACUCUCCUGUUUAUUCAUUGCUACUAUGCUGUCCGUCUGGAUUGUCUUGGUUUCCUGCAUGGAUUUUCUCUUGUACACCUCUGCAGAAGAGGGUCUGGAGUUUCCCAGUUUUGAUGGCAGGGACAGAGUUCUUAAUGUCAAUGAAAGGAACUAUAAGAAGGCUUUAAAGAAGUAUGACAUGAUAUGUUUGCUGUAUCACGAACCCCUGUCUUCAGAUAAGGAGCUCCAGCAGCAGUUUCACAUGAGGGAGAUGGUUCUGGAGCUUGCUGCUCAGGUUCUCGAAGACAAGGAUAUUGGUUUUGGAAUGGUAGACUCACAUAAAGAUGCUAAAGUUGCCAAAAAGCUUGGUCUGGAGGAAGAAGGAAGCAUUUAUGUUUUUAAGGAUGAAAGAGUGAUCGAGUUUGAUGGAGAGCUCUCUGCAGAUACACUGGUUGAAUUCGUGCUGGAUCUGCUGGAGGAUCCAGUGGAGUUGAUCAGUAACUCCAUGGAACAACGCGCUUUUGAGCGAAUGGAUGAAGACAUACGCCUUAUCGGGUACUUCAAGGGUGAAGAAUCUGAGCACUACAAGGCAUUUCAGGUGACUGCAGAGAAGUUUCAGCCAUAUGUGAAGUUUUUUGCCACUUUUGACAAAGGGGUGGCUAAACAACUGACUCUAAAAUUGAAUGAAAUCGAUUUUUAUGAGCCCUUCAUGGAUGAGCCUGUAACCAUUCCUGGCAAACCUAACUCAGUAGAGGAGAUAGUGGACUUUGUUAAUCAACAUAGAAGGCCCACUCUGAGAAAGCUUCGUGCUGAGGACAUGUUUGAGACUUGGGAAGAUGACAUGGAUGGAAUUCACAUUGUUGCCUUUGCUGAGGAGGAGGAUCCAGACGGGUAUGAAUUCCUGGAAAUUUUAAAGGACGUUGCAAGGGAUAAUACAAAAAACCCAGAUCUAAGCAUAAUGUGGAUUGAUCCUGAUGAAUUUCCUCUGUUAACUACUUACUGGGAGAAGACCUUUAAGGUGGACCUUACCAGACCCCAGAUUGGUGUGGUGAACGUGACUGAUGCAAGCCGACAGUGUGUGGUUGAACAUGCUUAACGAUGAAGCUCUACCGUCAGCUGAGGAGCUGGAGGACUGGAUUGAGGAUGUUCUCUCUGGAAAGGUCAAUACUGAGGAUGAUGAUGAUGAUGAUGAUUAUGACGAUGAUGAGAGCGAAGAUGAUAGUAGUGAUGAAGACCAUUAUAGUGAUGACGAUUAAGUGGUAUAUACACUCGGUAAAGGAACGGCAGCUAUGGUUGCCAGAAAGUUACUGUAAAAAAUAUGGUACAG
Molecule: messenger RNA, 1437 nt
Organism: Rhinichthys klamathensis goyatoka
Lineage: Eukaryota; Metazoa; Chordata; Actinopteri; Cypriniformes; Leuciscidae
Product: calsequestrin-2-like
Exons: 11
Coding region: 157-1206 (349 amino acids)
Biological process (GO): regulation of cardiac muscle contraction by regulation of the release of sequestered calcium ion
Cellular component (GO): sarcoplasmic reticulum lumen
Molecular function (GO): calcium ion binding
Source: RefSeq, a predicted model, not a curated record